This is a messenger RNA of Thrips palmi, 879 nucleotides long. Its product is annotated as U3 small nucleolar RNA-associated protein 25-like. NCBI's taxonomy places the organism in Eukaryota, Metazoa, Arthropoda, Insecta, Thysanoptera, Thripidae. The record is from RefSeq and is a predicted model, not a curated record. Gene Ontology annotation, molecular function: nucleic acid binding. The coding region runs from base 1 to 879 and encodes 292 amino acids. The transcript is spliced from 3 exons.
AUGGUAUUUUUGCCAAAAAAUACUACUUCAAUACUUCAGCCCAUGGACCAGGGCAUAAUACGCAAUGUGAAGCACUACUAUCGCACCCGAAUAGUCCAGCGUCUCUGCAACUUUAUUGGAAAACCAAAUGUGGAGCGCAAAGACUGCCCGAUAAAUGUCUACCAAGCACUUCACUUCCUCCAGUGGGCCUGGAGUCCAGUGAAGCCGGACACUAUCAAGAACUGUUUCAAGAAAGCAGGGGUGCGAGAGUUUUCCGAGGCCGACUACGCCGAAGCUGAAGCGGGAGCAGGAGAACAACUAGCUGCCGAGCUUGCUCGGGAAGCUCUUGCUGGCGGUGGACGUGGACGUGGACGCGGGUCGCGUGGCGGUCGCAGUGCUCCCGCUACUCGUGGAGCUGCACGUGGCGCCCGUGGCACUCGUGGCAUCCGUUGCGGACGCGGGUCCCGUGGAGGACGCGGUGCUCGCGGUGGCCGCGGGGGUCGUGGCGGAGGCCGUUGCAUCGUUUCUGAUAGUGAGGACUCGGACGUCGACGGCGACCUGGAUCAAGAGAGCUCCACCUCGGAGGACGAAGAUGAACCCAACGAGGACGUCACCGACACCGAGGCUGACCAGGACGACGAACAAGAGCACGCCGUUGUCGAGCCCGAGAACAGCAUUGAGGUUGACGAGGACGCCGCGGAGGAGGACGGUCUUGAGGACGAGGGCGCCGAGGAGGGCGCCCAGGAGGACUACGACGUUGAAAUGCAGGAUGCCACUGAGUCCAGAGAAGACGAUGAGGAGAUUGACUUCGUGGAGGUCGAGGAGAAUGAGGAGAUCGAGCUGAUACCCAUCGAUGAAACCAUCAAAGACAAAUGGGAAGAUGUGUGCCAGCUGCUCUAG